AUGGGUGGCUAUUUUUCUCAGCAAUGUCUCAGCGAAACAACUGAUUUCAGAUUCCCCGUGGAGAUUACUGAGGUCACACAGAAGAAUGUCACAAUGAUCAUCUAUGAGUUCCUCCAACAGAUCUUCCAACUAUUUAGCAAAAAUCUUCCUGUUGGUGCUUGGAAUAUGAGCAACAUAGAGAAAUUCCAAAAUGGAAUUCAUCAGCAAAUUGAAGAAUUAGAGAUAUGUUUGUCAGAAGAGCGAUCAAAAGCAAGAAAUAGCUUUCAAACAUGGAUCUUAAAAAGUACUACAUUCAGCGUGAAAAAGUACUUCCAAAGAAUCACCAAUUUCUUAAGAAAUAAGCAAUACAGUUACUGUUCCUGGGAAGCAGUCCAAAUGGAAUUGAGAACAUGCCUUAUAAUUUUUGACCGCCUUAUGAAAAAACACAGGUCAUAAAGAGAAUAUGCCAUUUGGACACUGCAUAGAUUUUAUUUUUGCUUUACUUCACUAAUGAAGAAAAAAGUACAAGAUGCAGAUACACACAAGGAAGACAGACCUUCCUGGAGUCCUG
Grus americana (Whooping crane) is the source of this 550-nucleotide messenger RNA. It is a transcript of the gene IFNK, whose product is annotated as interferon kappa. Gene Ontology annotation, biological process: defense response; cytokine-mediated signaling pathway; T cell activation involved in immune response. The transcript has 2 exons. Gene Ontology annotation, molecular function: type I interferon receptor binding; cytokine activity. Gene Ontology annotation, cellular component: extracellular region. The coding region runs from base 1 to 435 and encodes 144 amino acids. The record is from RefSeq and is a predicted model, not a curated record. NCBI's taxonomy places the organism in Eukaryota, Metazoa, Chordata, Aves, Gruiformes, Gruidae.